Molecule: messenger RNA, 624 nt
Organism: Pyrus x bretschneideri (Chinese white pear)
Lineage: Eukaryota; Viridiplantae; Streptophyta; Magnoliopsida; Rosales; Rosaceae
Product: signal peptidase complex subunit 1-like
Exons: 3
Coding region: 160-441 (93 amino acids)
Biological process (GO): protein targeting to ER
Cellular component (GO): endoplasmic reticulum membrane; signal peptidase complex
Source: RefSeq, a predicted model, not a curated record
CAAAAUCAACGUCUCUGAUCUCUUGCCGAGGAUUCAACGAGCGCCUCGAUUUUUAUUUUUUGUAAUUUCGUCCCCUCACAAGUUCUCAGUUUCUCACUUCCGUUUGGUCUGUUCGCAGGUUGCAGAGGAAGGAGUUGGUACCUAAGAGUUCAUUUCAAGAUGGAUUGGCAAGGGCAGAAGCUAGCUGAGCAGCUGAUGCAGAUACUGCUACUGGUCUUCGCCGUUGUGGGUUUCGCCACCGGUUACAUAACCGGAUCGUUCCAGAUGAUGACUCUGACUUAUGCUGGUGGCGUGGUUCUCACCACAUUGGUCACCAUCCCCAAUUGGCCCUUCUUCAAUCGCCACCCCCUCAAGUGGUUGGACCCGAGCGAAGCCGAGAAGCAUCCCAAGCCGCAGCCGCAGCAGCUCGCGAGCUCGAAGAAGAAAUCCUCCAAGAAGUAAGAAGUAGGUCAUCACAUCAAUGGAUUUAAUGAGAUAUUAACAUUGUUCUGAGACAUAUAUAUAUUUUCAGCAGUCAUACAAUGAGACUAGAAGAGAUUUUCUUGGUAUUUGCUGCUGCGUUUAUGUGAUCUUGUUUUAAUUGUUUGGUUUUCUGAUUCAGAAAUAUGAAACCCUUUGAUUUUC